Elephantulus edwardii (Cape elephant shrew) is the source of this 3108-nucleotide messenger RNA. It is a transcript of the gene CNTN3, whose product is annotated as contactin 3 (plasmacytoma associated). Bases 22 to 3108 code for a protein of 1028 amino acids. The transcript has 22 exons. Gene Ontology annotation, biological process: brain development; cell-cell adhesion. The record is from RefSeq and is a predicted model, not a curated record. Gene Ontology annotation, molecular function: cell-cell adhesion mediator activity. Lineage: Eukaryota; Metazoa; Chordata; Mammalia; Macroscelidea; Macroscelididae.
CUCUUGCUUUUGGAAGUUAAGAUGAUGUCAUGGAAACUGUUGAUCCUGCUUUCAUUCAUUGGCUGCCUAGGAGGUGAACUGCUCUUCCAAGGCCCUGUGUUUAUCAAAGAACCCAGCAGCAGCAUUCUUCCUGUCAGCUCAGAGGAUAAAAGGAUAACUUUAAAUUGUGAAGCAAGAGGCAACCCUUCCCCUCUUUACAGAUGGCAGCUGAAUGGAAGUGAUAUUGAUCUGAGUUUGGACUAUCGUUAUAAACUGAACGGUGGAAAUCUUGUGGUUAUGAAUCCCAGCAGAAAUUGGGACAUAGGAAGCUACCAAUGCUUUGCAACAAACUUGCAUGGAACUGUUGUCAGCAGAGAAGCUAAACUCCAGUUUGCCUAUCUGGAAAAUUUUAAGACCCGGAUGAGAAGCACAGUGUCAGUACGUGAAGGGCAGGGGGUGGUCCUGCUGUGUGGACCCCCGCCUCAUGCUGGAGAACUGUCCUAUGCGUGGAUCUUCAAUGAGUACCCAUCGUUUGUUGAAGAGGACAGCCGGAGAUUUGUGUCUCAGGAGACAGGGCACCUCUACAUAGCCAAAGUGGAACCCUCUGAUGUGGGGAAUUACACGUGCGUGGUCAGGAGUCUGGUGACAAACACCCGAGUUCUGGGUUCACCCACCCCGUUGGUGCUGCGAUCUGAUGGUGUGAUGGGUGAAUAUGAGCCCAAAAUAGAAGUUCAGUUUCCAGAAACUCUCCCAGCAGCUAAAGGAUCAACUGUAAAAUUGGAAUGUUUUGCCCUUGGAAAUCCUGUGCCUCAGAUUAACUGGAGAAGAAGUGAUGGCCUGCCAUUUCCCAGUAAAAUUAAACUGAGGAAGUUCAACGGGGUGCUUGAAAUACCCAGUUUUCAGCAGGAAGACACAGGUUCCUAUGAGUGCAUCGCUGAGAAUUCCCGUGGGAAGAACGUUGCCAGGGGCCGUCUGACUUACUAUGCAAAGCCUCACUGGGUGCAGACUAUAAAAGAUGUGGAAGCAGCUGUGGAGGACAGUCUGUUCUGGGAAUGCCGGGCGAGUGGGAAGCCCAAACCCUCCUACCGAUGGCUGAAAAACGGAGAUUCUCUCGAGCUAGAGGAGCGAAUACAGAUUGAAAACGGUGCCCUCACCAUAUCAGACCUGAACGUAACUGAUUCUGGCAUGUUCCAGUGCGUAGCUGAGAACAAACACGGUCUUGUCUACUCCAGUGCUGAACUCAGGGUUGUCGCUUCUGCUCCAGAUUUUGCGAAGAAUCCAAUGAAGAAGUUGGUGCAGGUGCAGGUGGGCAGCCUGGUCACCCUGGAGUGCAGACCCAGCGCCUCCCCCAGAGCCCACACCCUCUGGAAGAGGGGGGAUAGGACUGUGCAGGAGAAUGGAAGAAUUUCUUUUUUAAAGGACGGAGGACUCCAGAUCGCCAAUGUAACCAAAGCCGACGUGGGAACUUACACGUGCAUGGCCGAAAACCAGUUUGGAAAAGCUAACGGCACCACACGCUUGGUUGUUACAGAACCAACAAGAAUAACUUUGGCGCCAGCAAACAUGGAUGUGUCGGUUGGCGAGAGUGUCAUUUUGCCUUGCCAGGUACAACACGACCCCCUUUUAGACAUCACCUUUACCUGGUAUUUCAACGGUGCCCUCACGGAUUUUAAGAAGGAAGGAUCUCACUUUGAGAAGGUUGGAGGGAGUUCAUCUGGCGAUUUGAUGAUCAGAAACAUCCAGCUCAAACACAGUGGAAAAUAUGUGUGUAUGGUUCAAACCGUGGUGGACAGCGUUUCAUCUGCUGCCGACCUCAUCGUCAGAGGGUCACCUGGACCACCCCAAAAUGUGAAGGUCGUUGAGAUUACAGAUACAACAGCCCAGCUCUCUUGGAAGGAAGGGACAGACAACCACAGCCCCAUCCUCUCCUACUCGGUCCAGGCGAGGACUCCCUUCUCCGUGGGCUGGCAGACCGUCACCACAGUGCCUGCAGCCAUCGACGGGAAAACGCUCACUGCCACCGUUGUGGAGUUGAACCCCUGGGUGGAGUAUGAAUUCCGCGUUGUCGCCAGUAACAAAAUUGGAGGCGGAGAGCCAAGUUCACCCUCAGAAAAAGUAAGGACUGAAGAGGCAGUUCCAGAAGUGCCUCCUUCAGAAGUCAGUGGAGGGGGUGGAAGCCGCUCUGAGCUCGUGAUAACCUGGGAUCCAGUCCCUGAAGAACUGCAGAAUGGAGAGGGGUUUGGGUAUGUGGUUGCUUUCCGCCCCUACGGGGUGACCAACUGGAUCCAGACUGUGGUGACGUCUCCUGACACCUCAAGAUACGUGUUUAGGAAUGAAAGCAUAGUGCCGUUUUCACGCUAUGAAGUGAAAGUGGGUGUCUACAACAACAAAGGCGAAGGGCCCUUCAGCCCGGUGACGGCAGUGUUCUCUGCAGAAGAAGAGCCUACAGUAGCACCAUCUCAGGUUUCUGCAAACAGUGUGUCUUCUUCGGAGAUUGAAGUUUCAUGGGAUGCAAUUCCUUGGAAGCUGAGUAACGGGCAUUUGCUUGGCUAUGAGGUGCGGUACUGGAAUAACAAUGGAGGAGAAGAAUCAUCAUCCAGCAAAGUGAAGGUGUCAGGAAACGAGACUUCUGCCAGACUCCGAGGGCUAAGGAGCAACCUGGCCUAUUACACAGCUGUCCGGGCUUACAACAGCGCGGGGACCGGCCCCUUCAGCGCCACCGUUAAUGCAACCACCAAGAAAACGCCUCCCAGCCAGCCACCAGGAAAUGUUGUUUGGAACGCGACAGACACCAGAGUGCUCCUUAAUUGGGAACAAGUGAAAGCGAUGGAGAACGAAUCGGAAGUAACAGGAUACAAAGUUUUCUAUAGGACUAGCAGUCAACAUAAGGUCCAAGUGUUAAACACAAACAAAACAUCAGCUGAGCUCCUGCUGCCCGUCAAGGAGGACUACAUUAUUGAGGUCAAGGCCACGACAGAUGGAGGGGACGGCACGAGCAGCGAGCAGAUCAGGAUUCCGAGAAUGACCAACACGGAUGCCAGAGGGUCCACCUCCACCACCUUGAACGUCCACCCCAUAUCAAGCUCUGUACCCAUAGUCCUGUUUGUGAUUGUAAAUGCCCUGUGGUGA